This is a messenger RNA of Drosophila bipectinata, 864 nucleotides long. RefSeq lists its product as uncharacterized. Lineage: Eukaryota; Metazoa; Arthropoda; Insecta; Diptera; Drosophilidae. The record is from RefSeq and is a predicted model, not a curated record.
UAUACAUAAACCCUUAAGUAUAAUUUAAAUUCCAGGUAACUUAGGUGUUAAUUUAAUUCAUUGUUUACUUCUGACUCAAGAUAAGAAAAGCUUUUUAUUUAUGAUUGACAAGUUGACUUGUGUUGACACUUUUCAUUCAGUUCUUCAUCAAAUAGCACAGCGCAACAAAGGCAAUCUGAAAAAAUGGGGGACAGAAAAGGACGUGUAUUGUUUAUCGGCCGUGUGGAUAUAAUAUUAUCCUGUAUUUUCAUAAUCCUCUCGGCUGUGGGCUUGCGGUUGGCAGGCGUGAUCGGAUCUCAAAUAGCACAGUUUCUGAAUUGCUCAAGUAGGAGUGCAGAGUCUGAUUUUCGAUUUUUGAUAACUCUUUUUUUUAUCACAAAGGCAAUAAAUUUGGCAGCUUCGAUUUUGUUGGUUCUUGGCACUGUUAAGGAAAAAAUUAAAUAUAUAGCGCCCUGGGUUGGCUUCAAUAUUUCAUUCCUUAUCAUGGCCAGUAUGAUAGCUCUUUUGCAGUGGUCAAAAGUUCUUGAUUCCACCGUUCCCUUAUUUAGGGCUUUCGGGAUAAUUCUGAUUUCAAUAGUAUUGCUGGUCAUCAGGGGUUAUUUAUGUUACGAAGUUUAUUCCCUGGUGAGAGAAAUGCGACAGUCGAUGGAAGUCCUUCACACACUUAUAGCGACGGCACCAGAGGUCCGGGAGGUUCGCGUAAACGCAGUUUUUGUACAUGUGGAGGAACAAUCAGAAACAGAAAGAAAAUAAUAACAUAUAUAUGUAUGUUUUUUUGAAUAGCUACUAUAUUAUACCAAUUGGCAUACAGUUUCCAUUCUUCAACGACUUUUUUUAAAAAUGAACCAAAAAUUUUCAAAUUUU